Paramecium octaurelia is the source of this 498-nucleotide messenger RNA. The record is from the annotation of a GenBank genome assembly. Lineage: Eukaryota; Ciliophora; Oligohymenophorea; Peniculida; Parameciidae.
AAUGAUUAGAAAAUUAUUAUCAAGGUCCCUAUUUAUUAGACCACAAUUCUGCAUCAAUCACAUGUAUUCAUAUCCCAUCCAUAGACAAGCUUUGACACUCAAGAUCACUUUAAAAAGUUUAACAGGGCAAGUAUCGAGAGCAUUAAGUCAUCUGUCAAUCCAUUACCAUCUCCAAGCGAAGAGGCAGGACUCUACAUGGAAGAAAAUGAAGUAACACAUCCUAUUCCUACAUUCCAUAGGUCGAUGUCAGAUUCUUGAAAGUCUUGAAAUCCUUCGAGAAAAUAGAUGUCAAAUCCGUCAAUUGGGAAGGAGAUUUAAUUAAGGAUCUAGGUUUGGACAGUCUUGAAAGAAUAGCUUUGAUCACCUCAAUAGAGCAUGAAUUCACAGCAAUCUUUGAGGAUCGAGUAUUUGAUAAUUUAAAAUCAUUGCAAGACAUUAAAAAGCAGAUCUUAAAAGAUGAUUCAGCAUUUUGAAAUAAUAUAUAUUAUUAAAAAAAAU